Uranotaenia lowii is the source of this 448-nucleotide messenger RNA. Its product is annotated as RNA-binding protein 7-like. Gene Ontology annotation, molecular function: nucleic acid binding. The annotation marks the transcript as partial. NCBI's taxonomy places the organism in Eukaryota, Metazoa, Arthropoda, Insecta, Diptera, Culicidae. The record is from RefSeq and is a predicted model, not a curated record. The transcript has a single exon.
AUGAUUGCAAUUCCCCGGGAUAGUCAAAACAACAACCGCCAACGGUCUUACGCGUUCAUUACAUUCGUCCACAGAAGUUCGGUUGAAUAUGCCAUUAAUAUCUACGAAGGGACGAAACUUUUUCACCGUUCUCUAACAUUGCGCAAGAAAUGCAAAAGUGGAACAAAGGUGCACAACCAGAGCACAAUGUCAAAUAUCAACAGUAGAGUUCCACGACAACACCAAAAUACGUUUAAUCCCGACCAGAAUCAGGAGAGUCGAUCCGAAAGAUAUAGGCAGACUAUGUUUAAUCAAUUCGUUUCAAGUUUACAUGGAAUGGUAACAUCGCAACAGGGUCAACUGCAGAACAAAGUCAAUCGAUUACAGCAACAGCGGUUUAAGCCCUAUUCCAGGAACAACGACAGGGACAAUAUGUCCUCGAUAGAUCGAAAGCAACCGAAUCAAGGAA